Messenger RNA from Gymnodraco acuticeps, 3229 nucleotides. RefSeq names its product phosphofurin acidic cluster sorting protein 1-like. Lineage: Eukaryota; Metazoa; Chordata; Actinopteri; Perciformes; Bathydraconidae. Gene Ontology annotation, biological process: protein localization to plasma membrane. Gene Ontology annotation, molecular function: transmembrane transporter binding. The record is from RefSeq and is a predicted model, not a curated record.
GCGUAGCUCGUGCUGUCUGCUCAUUGUGCGACUACUGCGAGAGAAAUUUCCGCUUCCUGCACCGAUAAACACCCCCUACCAGCAGCACCAAGUUGGGACAGCGAGAGGACACACGGACGCGCGGAUUUUACCGCCUGCUUUUGGGUUUAAACGGUUUAAACCCCCCCCUACGACUGCCAUGUUUUCACUAUUAAGCGGUGAAUAGCACCAAACGGUUGAAAACUAUCCGUUUCUACGUGACACGGAGCGUUUUACGCAUUACGGGGACAAAAUAAGCCAAACAUAAAAAGGACAACACACACAGAGAAGAAAGGUUACUACGGGUAUUCCUCUUCUUCUUAGCCCCGACUUGAAAGCUUUCUUUCAGCCUCCAGGAUGUCGGAGCGAGGAGGGCUCCCGCGGACUGGGGGCGUCCCUUCGCCCCACAUGCAGCCCUCCAAACCGGUCAGCAUCACCUCCAACCGGCCGGUCCACAUGAACCUAUACGCUACCUGGGAGGUGGACCGGUCCUCACCCAGCUGUGUGCCGAGGCUGUUCAACCUGACUCUGAAGAAGCUGAUCAUGCUGAAGGAGCUGGAUAAAGACCUCACCUCUGUGGUCAUCGCCGUCAAGCUGCAGGGCUCAAAGAGGAUCCUGCGCUCCAACGAGAUCCUGCUGUCCUGCGCAGGCCUGACGGAGACCGACCUGCAGCUCACCUUCUCCCUGCAGUACCCACACUUCCUGAAGAGGGACGCCAACAAGCUUCAGAUCAUGCUGCAGAGACGGAAGAGAUACAAGAACCGAACCAUGCUGGGCUACAAGACCCUCGCUCUGGGUCUCAUCAACAUGGCCGAGGUGAUGCAGCACCCCAGCGAGGGGGCUCAGGUCCUGGGGCUGCACAGCCAGCUGAAGGACGCCUCGGUGCCCGUCGCUGAGAUCAGAGUCUACUCCCUGUCCAGCCAGCCCAUCGACCACGAGGGGCCCAAAGCAAAGAUGUCCGAUCGCUCUCCAGACAUCGACAACUACUCCGAGGAAGAGGAAGAGAGCUACUCGUCAGAACAGGAAGGCAGCGACGACCCCAUCCACGGACAGUAUCUAUUUGACGAAGAGGACGAGGUGAGGAAGAAGAAGCCGAGGCGCAAGCUCCCUUCAAACGCCGCAAUCACCCGACAACCCAACAUUAAGCAGAAGUUUGUCGCCUUGCUGAAAAGGUUUAAAGUCACUGAUGAGGUUGGUUUCGGCCUGGAGCACGUGUCGAGGGAGCAGAUCCAGGAGGUGGAGGAGGACCUGGACGAGCUCUACGACAGUCUGGAGAUGUACAACCCCAGCGACAGCGGGCCGGAGAUGGAGGAGACCGACAGCAUCCUCAGCACGCCCAAACCCAAACUAAGGCCGUUCUUCGAGGGAAUGUCUCAGUCCAGCUCUCAGACGGAGAUCGGCAGCCUGAACAGCAAAGGCAGUUUAGGUCGAGACACUUUCAGCCCGCAGGGGGAGCAGCCUCCUAUAGAGAAGAUGAAAACCUCCCGCAGCCGCAACCUGGAGGAGGCUCUAUCUGAGACUGACACACUGGAGCUAACAGAUCAGGAGCUGUUUGCUGAGGUGGGCCCCUGCAUCACGGUGUCAGUGGCAGAGAAACCCCGUACGCCUCUGAAGAGCAGCAAAAGUGAAACCCAGGCCAUGCCAUCACCAAGGUUGGAUGGAGGCAACACGCCCCGACAGAAGCGCAUCAGCACCCCCAUGAAGGAGAGACAGCUGUCCAAGCCUCUGAGUGAGCGCACCAACAGCUCCGACUCCGAGAGAUCCCCGGAGCUGGGACACAGCACGCCCCUCCUGAGGAAGGUGGUGUACGACCAGCUGAACCAGAUUUUGUUAUCAGACUCCGCUCUCCCCGAAAGCCUGAUACUGGUAAACGGCACCGACUGGCAAGGACAGUAUGUUGCAGAGCAGCUACAGGUACAGAGACACCCGGUGGUCUGCACGUGUUCCUCCGCCGAAAUCCAGGCGGUGCUGUCGGCCGUGCUCACCCGCAUCCAGAAAUUCUGUAACUGUAACUCGUCCAUGGCCCAGGGCGGUGAGGUGGCGGCGGUGGGCAGCCAGAGUUACCUGGGAGCAAUCCUGCAGUUCUUUGUCACUCAGCUCGCCAACAAGACCUCCGAUUGGCUCAACCACAUGCGCUUCCUGGUCGUGCCUCUGGGCUCACACCCGGUUGCUAAGCACCUCGGCGCCCUUGACAACCGCUACAGCUCCUCCUUCCUGGACGGGGCGUGGAGAGACGUGUUCAGCCGCUCUGAGCCCCCACAGACAGAUCAGCUGGAUGUAGCGGCAAGAAUCUCGCAGUACAUCAGCGGAGCCACGGUCACACACCAGCUGCCCAUCGCUGAGGCCAUGCUCACCUGCAAACACAGGACGCGAGAUGAAGACUCCUACCAGAAGUUUAUUCCCUUCAUAGGGGUGGUUAAAGUUGGUCUUAUCGAGUCGGGUCCUUCUCCAACAGGAGAUACAGAAGAGGGCAUGUCAGUGAGCUUGGCCGUCCCCUCCACGUCUCCCCCCUCCCACGGCUCCCCCACGGGGAUUAAAGAGGCGGCCACACCCCCCUCCUCCCCCUCCAUGGGCAGCGUCCUGACAGUACAAGGGAGUCCCAGCAUGUCAUACGGCGUGGACGCCAUCGGCCUGCAGGUGGACUACUGGCUGGCGUCUCUGGCGGAGAAGCGGCGGGAGGGCGAGAGGCGCGACACGGGCGGCAAGAACACGCUGAAGAGCGCCUUCCGCUCGCUGCAGGUCAGCAGGCUACCGGGGGAGGGCAGCAACGACACGCAGGCCCCAGGUCAGCACCAUGGCCAUGACCGUGGUCACCAGGAGAAGAACAAGAAAGUUCCCACCAUCUUCCUGGGGAAGAAGCCAAAGGAGAAGGACGUAGACUCAAAGAGCCAGGUCAUCGAAGGCAUCAGCCGACUCAUCUGCUCCGCCAAGCAGCAACAGACCUUCCUCCAAGUGGCAAUAGACGGCGUGGAGUGGAACGACGUGAAGUUCUUCCAGCUCGCCGCUCAGUGGCCCACUCCACGUCAACAUUUUCCUGUCGGACUUUACGGCUACAGCAAGCCCCCCUCCUAGGGGUGAGCGCCAGCCGACUCCUCUGACCCUGACUUGAACCUUCGACUCUCCUGGAUCCCGUAACACGGACGCGCAAAGACCCCGCCUCAGACCAGAGAGAAGACCGCGAGUGGCUCGGACAAUUUUUCUUUCUUUAGUU